Messenger RNA from Mucor velutinosus, 2034 nucleotides. RefSeq lists its product as uncharacterized. The transcript has 5 exons. The record is from RefSeq and is a predicted model, not a curated record. Lineage: Eukaryota; Fungi; Mucoromycota; Mucoromycetes; Mucorales; Mucoraceae. Gene Ontology annotation, biological process: dephosphorylation. Gene Ontology annotation, molecular function: alkaline phosphatase activity. The coding region runs from base 1 to 2034 and encodes 677 amino acids.
AUGAGAGGAAUUGCAUUCACUGUACUCUCUUUGGCUUCUGCUGCCUCCAGUGUAUUGGCCAUCACUCGUCCAGGUUUCUCUUCUCCUAGACCUGCUGACGUGGAAGGUCAAUUCCCUCGUUUAGGCGCUUGUCCUGACCCUCAUGCUUGUAUCUUCCCUCCUGAUGUAUCCACCUUCAUCCCUGGUGCUUACUUUGAUAUCCGUGUGGAGCUUCAUGCUUAUGACAAGGAUACCUCCAAGCCUACACCUGCUGCUUACAAGGAAUUCAAAACUACCAUCCGUAAGGGUAAGGGUAAGUGGCACGACAUCAAUGACUACUUCAAGGUCAAGUCUCAUCCCAAGAUUGAGAACUGGAACUUCAAUUGGGUUGACUCCAUUGACACCAUGUACUCUGACCUGCUUAACAACACCAACAAGCCUAUCAAUGUUAAUGUCGCCUCUCGUGCCUGGAGAAAGCUUAGACUUACUGAACCUGGAGAGUACGAAGUCAAAGUGCAAUAUGGUCCCAAAUCUUCUUACACUGCCAAGUAUUUGGUGGUUGAGCCCAAGAAGCCCAAGAAGAAGGCAAAGAACGUCAUCUUGUUCAUCUCUGAUGGUACCAAUGUGGGUAUGAUCACUGCUGCUCGUGCCCUUGCUCGUAAGCACACAUCUGGUAAAUACGAGAGCUUGCUUUCCUUUGAAGAUUUCGACAACUUGGGCCAUGUCAUUACCAAUUCUGUUGACAGUUUGCUCACUGAUUCUGCUAACUCUGCUUCUUCUUAUGCUACUGGUCAUAAGAGUUCAGUCAGUGCUUUGGGUGUCUAUGCUGAUUCCUCUGCCAGUCCUUUUGAUGAUCCCAAGGUAGAGCUCAUUACUGAAUUGAUCCGUCGUCGUCAACCCAAGAAGGCUAUUGGUAUCGUCUCUACUGCUUAUGGCCAAGAUGCUACUCCUGCUGCUUUCACUUCUCACACUCGUCAAAGAUCUAAGGCUGCUGAAAUCACUGACCAACUCUUGCACGGUGUUGGUAACUGGACCAAGGCUGUUGUUCCUGAUGUCUGGUUAGCUGGUGGUGCCGAGUAUUUCUCUGGUAACAAGUCAUUGAACCAAAACAACUACUUGAAUGGUUUCAAGAAGGCUGGCUACAAUGUCGUUCUCAACAAGAAGGACUUACUUGCCAACAAGAAGAAGCAAGAUAAGCUUUUGGGUGUCUUCCGUCAAGGCAAUCUCGAUGUCUGGUUUGAAAGAAACUUGUACGUCAACAACACUGUUGGCAACAAGGCUGGUCCUGACAUGAGUGGCAAGGAUGCUCUUGGUUCUGAUCAACCUGGUCUCGCUGAUAUGACUCUUUCUGCAUUGGAAGUCUUGAAGAAGCGUGGUGGUAAGGAUGGUUUCUUUAUGAUGUCUGAAGCUGCCUCUGUCGAUAAGCAAUUGCAUACCUUCGAUUUCCCUCGUGCUUGGGCUGAACUCAUUGAACUCGAUGUUACUAUCCAAAAGACUGUCCAAUGGCUCAAGAAGAAUGGUGAAUAUGACGAUACCUUGAUUAUUGUUACCGCUGAUCAUGCUCAUGGUUUCGAUGUGUGGGGUUCUGUUGAUCAACGUUACAUUCGUACCCAUGAUGGUCAAAUCGACAUGCGCAACUCUAUUGGUGUCUAUGCUCAAUCAGGCUGGCCUGGUUACUUCGAUAACAACAAGGAUGGUUUCCCUGACAACUGGUCUCCUGAAAUUACUUUGGCUGCUGGUACCAACAAUGGCCCUGGUCAUUUCGAGGCAUGGCAAACUACUACCACUGGUCCCCGUAAGCCCACUGUCGACGGUGCUCAUGCUGGUGAUUAUGUUGGUAACCCCAAAGAUGCUGCUGGUAAGAACGGUCAUGGUCUUCCUUGGUCUAGCAACCUUCCUCUCGGUGAAUCACAAGGUGUUCACUCUAUGAGUGAUGUCUUUGUUUACUCUAACGGUCCUAGCUCUGAUCUCUUCAAGAAGACAAUUGAAAAUUGGGAACUCUACUUUAAGAUGGCCGAAGCUAUGGAUUUGCUGCGUCCUUCCAAGCAUGAAUAA